UUAGAACUUGUCGAUUCAUUAGUGCCAAUUUUAAUUGGUAAGCGCAUUUUCUUAGCACAAAUUGGAAAUAUCUCUGUUUCUUUUCUUUGUUGUUUCCGUACAAUUUUUGGAUAAAAAGUAAGUGGUAAAAUGAGAACUGCAUUCAUUCAGAGAGACACAAAUGAAACAAAAAUCUGUGUUGCUAUUGCUUUAGACAAGGCACCUUUGCCUAAGGAAUCGGACUUUUUGGAUGAAAUCAUCACGUCCAAGCAUGCGAAUCAAAAGGGAGAACAAACGAUUCAGGUGGAUACCGGUAUCGGCUUUCUUGAUCAUAUGUACCAUGCAUUAGCUAAACAUUCUGGCUGGAGCCUUCGUCUUUAUUCGCGGGGUGAUUUAGUCAUUGAUGAUCAUCAUACGGCUGAAGAUACCGCUAUUGCUUUAGGCAUGGCUUUUAAGAAAGCUAUGGGCAAUUUUGCCGGUGUAAAGCGCUUUGGUCAUGCUUAUUGUCCUUUGGAUGAGGCUCUUUCCAGAGCUGUCAUUGACUUGUCUGGUCGUCCGUAUUCUGUUAUUGAUCUUGGAUUAAAGCGUGAAAAAAUUGGUGAACUUUCUUGCGAAAUGGUUCCCCACCUCUUAAACUCAUUUGCUACUAGCGCUGGUAUUACCUUGCACGUCUCUUGCCUGUAUGGUAACAAUGAUCAUCAUCGUACUGAAAGUGCCUUCAAGUCUCUCGCAGUUGCCUUGCGAACUGCUACUUCUUUAACAGAAAGUAAAGAAGUACCUAGCACAAAGGGUGUUUUAUAAACCCGGUAGAUGGAUAAAAACCUUUGUGUGUGUAUUUAGACGUUUCUUAGAGGUCAGUGAUUCUGCUUUUCAACGUUGUUCAUUGUCGGUUUUAAACAAGCUUAUUGGUUUCUAUCUGUAUAAAACUUUCUGACUGUUUCUCUUCCUUUUUAUCUUUUUUUGUUAUUAUAUUAUAUGAUUGGUAUACGACUGUACAUAUUAAAAGUAAUGGAAGCCAUCUCGUCUCGUGUAAUUCGUAUUGUUUACUUAUUUAUUAUUUUUCUUUCUAUUCACCAAUAUGAUUUCAAUACAUGCUAACACGUG
Schizosaccharomyces cryophilus OY26 is the source of this 1083-nucleotide messenger RNA. Its product is annotated as imidazoleglycerol phosphate dehydratase. The record is from RefSeq and is a predicted model, not a curated record. NCBI's taxonomy places the organism in Eukaryota, Fungi, Ascomycota, Schizosaccharomycetes, Schizosaccharomycetales, Schizosaccharomycetaceae. Gene Ontology annotation, molecular function: imidazoleglycerol-phosphate dehydratase activity. The transcript has a single exon. Gene Ontology annotation, biological process: L-histidine biosynthetic process. Bases 130 to 780 code for a protein of 216 amino acids.